CUUCUUUUUCCAUAACACACUCGAUCUGCAGAACACACAGAACGCACACUGCUUCUUGCUUUUCAGAUAACUCUGUCAAUCUGCUACUUCCAACGCUUUUAUGCACAUAAAACCAAUCCUGCUUCAUUGCAAAAAACUUUACUGAACUUCAAUCAAUCGAUUGACUCACGCGCGCCUGCUUUGAACCCGAUCUUCAUUGCUACGACGCGUCUUCCCACAACUACCAUUUAUCGCGCUGCUCGCGUCUGCUUAGCAACGCCUGCAACAGCAGCCCUGUCUUCCCUCUAACUUAUUAUCAUAGAGCUUCUUAACACCGUCUAUAGGUCUUCUGACGCGUCUUUUGAUGCUAAGCAUCGCUAUUCCACCUUAACUGGUAUUUAUAGGUACUUUUACCUCAUUUUCGAUUCCAUCCCACUCGCGUUCAACGCUGGUCGGGUCAUAUGGAGUCGAAACCGAAUAGAUACCAGUCCCGCAUCCUUAGGGAGAUGCAUCAUAAUACCGAGAAUCCUUUUAAUUCACCACCAUCAUCUACUGGCUCCCACGGAACCGUCACACUUACCUCUAACAUAACAAUGGGUCCCCAAGGAGAAUCCACUCGCCGUAUGGACGACCUUUCUAUCAACCUUCCUUCCAUGCGCAACACCAAACCGACUCUACCCACCUCUUUCGAAGUCAAUACCUCAGCCCUUGGACGAACAUUCCCUGAAUGGAGCCGCUGGAAUCACCAAACUGACGUGUGGGAAGAUUCCAUUGACAACACCCCAAAUCCUCGCGGGAAGGAAAAUGUCACGCCGCGAGGAAGCCCCAACUCUUCGAUCGUGGCUACCCCUAGAGCGGAUGAUUCUGAUCGAGAUAAGAUUGAGAAUGCUAAGCCUACGAAUGAGCCUACUGCUCGAAAUGCGGGCACCUUACGUAGCGCUCUUCGAUCUCGUGCUCAGAUGCAACCGCGAGUUCAAACUGAAUCUGAAUGCUCUUUGGAUCUCUCUGAGCCAUUGAUUCAACCCCUGCAAGACUUAGAAGAACAAGGUAGCCGACGACGUGCAUCGACACCCAGUGGUGCUAAGGGUCCCAAGUCGCGACGUGGCAAUGUUACCGCCCUCCUCGAAACCCUUAAAACAGCCCAAUCCAAACAGGCUGAAUCCAGCGAACAAUCUGCAAAGGAAGCUUCGCCCAAGUCAUCGCCCUCGGUGCAACCACAGAAUGCCGCGAAGUUACUCAUGGAACGACAAUCGGGAAUGCACAAUGUCGCAACGCCCGCAACUCCUAACCAGACCGCACGUUCUUUCUUUCUACCCAACCUUUCCCACAUGAAUGACUUCAUAUCCGGUGCAUUGCGGCUAUCCUCUAUGAGAAAUGGCAUGCCUAUCUUCGUGAAGCAUGGCAAAGUUCACGAUCGCGAAUCUACGACUACCCCAAGCCACCAUGCCGAUGUCGAAGCAGUUGCCAUCCCCGAAGACGAGGAGAAGAUUUUCGUAUCUUUGGAUAAGAUCAAAGACGAAGUCCACGCCUUGAAGGAGCAUGAUGACUUGGUUUCUAAGCAAGCGGAGCAACUCCAAGAGGAAGUGGAGGAACUUCACAUUCAGGUCGCCAAGUACAAAUCUCGAAAGGACAGUGCUAUGGGAUCUGACUCGGAGAGUUCUGUGAUCGAUCAUCUGCACUCUCAGAAGACUCAACUAGAAGAGCAAGUCAACUCCUUGCAAGCUCGUUUAGACAAAGCCAAUCGUAAGAUCAGCAUCAACGAGAUUCACACCGAGUCUUACAUUGCGGAGCGCGACGAGGCUCUUAAGAGCGCCACUGAGCACUUGAACAGAAUCCAACAUCUUCAGUCCGAACUCAAUGCGGCUCGCCAAAAUGUCGGGUCCUUGUACAAUGACACUACGCAAGAUGCCAACGCGCUUGAGUUGGAAAACAAGUCUCUGCGCAAGGAUAACAAUACCAUCCGCCAACAGUGGAAGUCUUUGCUCGAAGAAAAUCAAUCUCUCCGUGCACACAACAGUAACAUGUCCGAGAAGAACGCAGAUCUCGAGCAGGACCUCCAAUAUGCAAAUGCUCAAAUUGAAUCCACCAAGGGAGAAUUAGAGGCGGUUCAGAAAGAAUAUGAGAUGAUCUCGGAGGAGAAGGCUAUACUGAAGCAAGACAACCUUAGCCUGGAGCGUCACAAUGAUAAAUUCUUCAACGACAACAAGGUUCUGAAGCAACAGAACUCUUUGCUUAAUCGACGAACGCAUGAUCUUCAAGACGACGUCGCUCGGCUUCAGAAAUUGCUCGAUGCGGCCGAAGACAAUGCCGGUCCGAUGUCUGCCGACUUCAAGGAUAUUAAGUAUCGACUUCAAGUACAGAAUCGCGAGCUUGCCAAGGAGAAUGCGGAACUCCAGCAGCAAGUUAUUGAUAUCCAGGCUGAUUUCUCAACCAAGCGCAUGGUCCUCGAGAAGGAGAAGCGUCGUCUAGCGGCAGUUAACGAGCGUCUGAAGGAACAAAUUGACCGGAUCAGCGACCAGUUUGAGGCUAUUGUGAAGCAAAGCAAGGAGGAAGCCGCCAAAUACGAGGAGCAGCAAACCGCCUUGACUCAGCAAUUAGAGCUCAUCACCGACAAGGAAUCGGCUCUUGCUCAUAAGCUGAAGCGAUCUGCUGAUCACUCAGCCAAGCUUCAGUCCGAAUUGGAUCGGAAGAUGAACGCUGUGAACGAGGCUCGUCAAAUGACUCGCGAAAUUAAGGAAUUCAUGAACGCUACAAACAGCCAGAAAGACACUAGAUUGACACGUAUUGUCGACCCGAAAGGCAAGUCAGUUGCCAGUGAGAAUACAGCUAGAAGCACAACACAAACCGACAUGCCGAUGCAAGACGACUAUACCCAACAGAUUGAUCUCACCCAAGGAUCUGACUUUGCAAGCAUCUACACGCAAGGUGAGAUGCACAAGUUGCGGGACGCCCUUCGCCAAGUUCGCAACCAGCCACAACGCAAUGAUUUCAUACAGGAAUCAUCGGCUUUCGAAGACGAUGACAUGAGUGACCAGGCUAGUCAGAGUCUUCCGCCUUUGAUCAUGCCCCUUGGCCAAUCACGAUCUGCCACCUCUCAGCGAACAGUAUCUGCUGCUACGUCUAAGGAACGAACAGGCUCGACUAAGCCCCAACCCGUCGGAAUCCUGAAGGAUACUCUGCCUUCUCGCCUGAAUUCGCGAAAACAGAAGACAACACAGACUAUGAACGAUACUGAUUUUGAAGAGUACCGCGAGCGGGAGACGGCGACCAAUACUGCCACCGGUGGGCGAAAAUCCAAGACCAACGACACAAGCCCGAGAAAGGUCUCUUUCGGCCGAUCGAAUGUCCGUAACACCGAGCUCAACCAGCCCAGUUCAGAACCUGAUCUUACUGGACGAUUCAGUGUCAAGUCCGGAGGAAGUGGCAUGAGCAUUACAAGCGAAGCAUCCGAUGCAGACAGGUUUCACCGUCGUAACUCGGACAGUGCUCGAUUCGACAUAGAGAUGGAUCACGAAGAUAACAUGACCUCGGCCCUGUUCAUGGACGAUAUUACCCUCGAACAGCAAAAGAUCAUGGAGAAGCAGAAUGCGAAGAAGUCGAGCAAGACUGAGCUGUCUAAUGACGCCAAGCGCGUCCUUGACGGUCUCUGUCAUGAUCAUGACUGCCGCAACUGCAUCGUAUGUUCGCGGAUCAACUCGCAGGGCCGUGGAGAUCAGGCGGCCAACAAGAAAGCUGUCCGCGUGGAUAAGCCAAUUCCUGUUACCAACCGUGUCCCGAAACGUGGAUCGAAACAAGUGGAAUAUGAAGACCAGUCCACUUUGCGUCCAUCACAAGACCCGGCUGUAGCAUUGGCCAAAGUAAUCAAAGCCUUGGAGGACGAGGAGAGACAUCUUCUACGAGCUCUGCAAAAGAAGGAUGCCGCUUACAAUGAAUUCGACCCAUCGGUUCAGCGUAGAGUCUGGAAGAAGCUAGGUGCGGAGAUUGACAAGUUGAGAAGGGCGCGUGAUCUCAAGCGAGAUCAGAUUUACUAUCUCUACGAUGCCCUCGAGGGCCAGAAACGGACGGGUCAAGAGAUGACUGCAGAGUUCGCGGAGUACACCAUCAUGAGUGCCAUGAGCAAGGAUCAAACCUGGAACGGCAUCAUGGAUUUUUGAAGAGAUUUCAAAAGGGACUUGCGAAAGGGCAUAUCAGGAGGAAGAGGGAAUACUUGGAAUUGGCGUCUUGUACGGACAUAAGGGGGAGAUAUUAAGAGCAUUGCUAUUGGAGUUCGGUCAUUACUGAAGGCUGGGUUGAUUUGAUUGUUGUAUUAUUAUAUGACGAGACCCACGAAUGGCUGGCGUUAAAAAGGGAGUCUGCAUAGGAUGCAUUGUACAACUAGGAAGGAACCUGGUGUCAGGUAAUAGGUCAGGCCAUAACCUACGCGCAUCCGCAUCAGGGGCGCUGUGAUAUUGCAUAAUUGAAUCAAUUAUGACACA
Molecule: messenger RNA, 4454 nt
Organism: Hypoxylon fragiforme
Lineage: Eukaryota; Fungi; Ascomycota; Sordariomycetes; Xylariales; Hypoxylaceae
Exons: 2
Coding region: 441-4133 (1230 amino acids)
Molecular function (GO): microtubule binding
Source: RefSeq, a predicted model, not a curated record